Messenger RNA from Antechinus flavipes (yellow-footed antechinus), 7579 nucleotides. It is a transcript of the gene PM20D2, whose product is annotated as peptidase M20 domain containing 2. NCBI's taxonomy places the organism in Eukaryota, Metazoa, Chordata, Mammalia, Dasyuromorphia, Dasyuridae. The record is from RefSeq and is a predicted model, not a curated record. The transcript is spliced from 7 exons. Bases 3091 to 4425 code for a protein of 444 amino acids. Gene Ontology annotation, molecular function: dipeptidase activity.
AACAUGGUAUUGAGAGAAAUCAUUUGAAAUACAGUAGAUCUUGGAUAAUAUUUGUGUUGAUUCUUAGAAAUUAAAAGUUUGAAUGAAUUUUUUCUUUAUUAAAUUAAUUAUGAAGGGAGAGGAAUAAGGUGUCUAUAUAGUCCUAAUGUCAGAUAAAAGAGGAUAUGAAUAAUUGACCUAACAAAAACAAGAUACUACAGUUACUAAACAUGGGGUAAGACUACAUGAUGAAAGAUUAGAAUUAAUAACACUUGCUGUCAGCAGAAUCCUCUCUGUCUCACUCUUUUCUCCCCAUAGUGAGGAUCAUCCCGGGUUCCUCCAAGGUUAGAGUCUCAUCAGGUUAAGAGGAGCUGUUAACCUCUCACCCAGAAACUGUUUUUGUCUCCAAAUACUGGAUACAGUAUCUGUAACCAGGAUCAUUUAGACAAUUCUCAAAACAUUUUUCAUAACUUGGGACAAUAAUAAAAUAUAAUACUACAAUAAAAUAAUUAUGUUUGUUUAGUCCAUUAAUCAUAUCAAGUUUUAGAAGGGCAACCAUUUCAGUUUCCUCUAUGAUCUUGCCUUUUUUCACUGCCUCUCAAAAUCAAUCUACUCUUUUCUCCUUCUGAUCUAGUUCUUUUACUCUCAGCUUUCCUAUAAAACUGAAGCACAGGUUAUGGCAGUUUUACAGUUUAUAGAGUUCUUUCUCAUACAUCCACAUCUUGAUCUUAAUAUAACUUACUAGGUGGGUGGGACUGGAGUAUGACUCAGUUUUUCCUAUAUUCACAGUUGUAUUUAGUUCAUUGGAUCAUAGAAUCAAAGAGCUAGAGCUGGAAGGUAUUUCAAAAGCCCAUCUAAUCCAAUCUACUCAUUUUACAGAUGAGGAAACUGAGGUCAAAGGAGGUUAAAUAACCUGACCAAGGUCAUAUAAGGAGUACACAUUAAUAGUGAAAUUUGAACUUAGAUCUUCUGACUGGAUAACCAGUGCUCUUUCUCAAAGAUUCAUCUUCCUGAAUUCAAAUCUGGCAUUAGACACUAACUGUGUGACCCUGGCAAGUCAUUUAACCUUUUUUACCUCAGUUUUCUCAUCUAUAAAAUGAACUAGAGAAGGAAAUGUCAAAUUACUCCAGUAUCUUUGCCAAGAAAAUCCUUAAAUGAGUUCCAGCAGAGUCAGACAUGAGUAAAAUGACUGAUAAUGACAAUACUAGUCCUAGUAUACUUGUAUAGCUUUAUUACACAAUGAUAUAGUCUCAUGAUGAGAUUCAGGAGAGCAGUGAUGAGGUGCAAAAAUUGUGAAGAAUCACAGAGAUUUUCUUCCUGCCAAAAGAUAAAUUUAUGAAGAAAUAAAAGUCUUAGACAAAAUCCAAGUAUGAUUUUGUGUCAUCAUUUGGGAAGGGAUGAUUUUUAUAGACAGAAGAAGGAAGAGACAGAAAACUAGGAGAGUUGGGGAGAUUACCAGAACAAUUGGGGAAAUAACAUCAGGAAGAAGGGAAGAAUUCAUGAAGUUUAAGAUCAAGGAGGAAUUGGAGAGAGAAGGACAAAGUCUGGGAAGAGCUGGAAAAAUACUUCAAGGACAAAGUCAGGAGAUUUAGAGAUAUACUCUUAGAAUGAAUUGGGGAAUUUUGACCUUAGGGAGAAAGCAAGCUGCCUUGAAUUCCCAUCACAUACUAUUUCCCGUUAAGUAUUUUAUGUUCUAGCCAACUAUACUAUGAUUCAUAUAUGCCAUCCUUAUUUGUUGAGUUAUCCAUUAGAAGCCAAACUGAUAUGCUUUAGACCCAUGAUACUUUUUCCAUGGUAUCAAUCCUCUUUUCUAUCUCCCCAGUCCUUCCAGAAUGAAAUUACAUCUCCUGCCUCAAAUUUCUCAUAGCACUUUUUCUGUACUUCUCUUUUGGUUCAUACUUACUUGUAUUUAUGGGAUAUUUCCCCCUUAUCGGUUCUUAGCUUCACAGCCCAAUUGUUAUGGGGCAGUUUUCUCAAUCACUAAUGGUUUCAGCAUGUAAUACCAAAAUAUCUGUGUGCUACCUGUUUUCAGUAUAUAGAAAAAAUUUAACAAUUUAACAAUCGCCAACAUGCCAGGGCCUACUCAGAGAAGAAAGCCUCUAAAUUGACUUCUUAGACUUUUUGUGCAAAAUGGACCCCUUUGGCAGUCUGGUGAAGUUUAUGGACUCCCUUUUUCAAAAAAAAUUUACAUUUUAUUUUCAAUAACACUUUCCUUCUUUUCCACUCAACCCUCAUUUCUCCGAUGAGAAAGUGGGAAAAACAAAACCCUUCAUACAUAUAUGCAUAUUUAAAUUAAACAAAUUUCUGAAUUGACUAUAUCCCUCCCCUCAAAAAACUCUCAAAUCCACACCGAGUCAGUCAUUCGUUAGAUUGUAAACUCCUAGAAGACAGGGACUGUCUUUUGCCUUUUUCUUGGAGAGGGGGUAUCCUCAAUGGUUAGUAGAGUGCGGGGCACCUGGUAGGCAUUUAAUAACCGUAGAUAUUGAUAUUGAGUAUCAGCUUUCUAUGAGGAGGCAGAUAAGUUGAUUUUAUCAUGAAUCUUUGGACUCCUCAGAAUCAUAUUUUUAAACAACUGAAAGGAGAGCUAAAUUUCAGUUAUAAGUUCAUGAAAAUAAAGGUGUCGUUUUCUCCCCAUCCAAAUUCACAGACCUUUGAAAUCUACCCAUGGAAGCUUUAGAGUCCCUUUUAGUUGAUCACAAGAACUCGAGGUUCCCUCACUGCUUUCAUUUGCGGAGACUCUUCCCGACAAUCCUGGAUUCUUUGUAUUCGAAUAACGGAGGGGUUUUUCUGUACUUAGAAUCCACAGUUCAGUGGGGAGACUAAAACAAAGACAGGAGGUGAGCUUUUUAUAGUUUCAAGCCCCAAGGAAGCGAAGGCAGCUGACUACAUUUUCCAGUAGGCCCAACCGGAGGGCGGAUGUAGGAGAGAGGGAGAAAUGAAGAACGGCUGUGAUUGGGAAAGAGCUAGCCUGGGGGCGGAGUAGAGGCGGGACCCAUCGGCUGUUGAAGAAGAGGCUAGCGGGAGCUCCCGGCGAAAUCUGCGGGUUGUGUAGUGGAGUUUACUUUCUUAGGGAUCCCUUCCUCUACCCCGUUGGGCGAGGUGUUGACCGCUAUGAGACCGGGCGAGGAGCUGGCCGAAGGGAGCGGCAACGCCGUUUCGGAGCUGGAGCUGCUGCAACGCCGCGCCGCCGAGUGCAUCGACGAGGCGGCCGAACGGCUGGGGGCCCUAAGCCAGGCGAUCUGGAGCGAGCCCGAGCUCGCCUACCAGGAGUACCGGGCCCACGGCGCCCUGACCCGCUUCUUCGAGCAGGAGUCUUCGGCCGCCUCCUUGUGGGCGGUGCAGCCGCAUUACAAGCUGGACACGGCUUUCCGGGCGGAAUGGGAGUCUCCCGCCGCGGGGUCCGGGAGCUCCGCGCCGCUUCACUUGGGCUUUCUUUGCGAAUAUGACGCGCUGCCUGGCAUCGGGCACGCCUGCGGCCACAACCUGAUAGCCGAGGUGGGCGCUGCGGCCGCCCUGGGUCUAAAGGGGGCGCUCGAGAGCCACCCGAGCUGUCCGCCGGUGAAGAUCACUGUCCUGGGUACUCCUGCAGAAGAAGAUGGAGGUGGCAAAAUUGACUUAAUUGAAGCUGGAGCUUUUAAAAAUCUUGAUGCUGUUUUUAUGGCUCAUCCAUCACAAGAAAAUGCUGCUUACCUACCUGAUGUGGCUGAGCAUGAUGUGACUGUGAAAUAUUAUGGAAAAGCUUCUCAUGCUGCUGCUUAUCCUUGGGAAGGUCUGAAUGCAUUAGAUGCUGCUGUUCUUGCAUACAACAAUCUGUCAGUUUUAAGACAGCAAAUGAAACCCUCCUGGAGAGUUCAUGGUAUAAUUAAACAUGGUGGUGUGAAACCUAAUAUCAUCCCCUCAUACUCUGAAUUAAUCUAUUAUUUGCGUACACCCUCAGUGAAAGAGCUUCCAAUUUUGACCAAAAAAGCAGAAGAUUGCUUUAAAGCUGCUGCUUUGGCUACAGGAUGCACAGUGGAAUUAAAAGGUGCAGGGCAUGACUACUAUAAUGUCCUUCCUAACAAGAGCCUCUGGAAAGCUUACAUGGAAAAUGGAAAGAAGCUGGGAAUAGAAUUUAUUUCAGGAGAUUCUGUGUCAAAUGGCUUAUCAGGUUCCACUGACUUUGGAAAUGUUACUUUUGUGGUACCUGGAAUUCACCCUUAUUUUUAUAUUGGUUCUGAUGCACUGAAUCAUACUGAGCAAUAUACUGCAGCUGCAGGAUCCCAAGAAGCACAAUUCUACACUUUACGUACUGCUAAGGCUCUGGCUAUGACGGCACUAGAUGUGGUUUUCAAGCCAGGUUUGCUGGAAAAAGUUAGAGAGGACUUUAGACUGAGCCUUCAAGAAGAAGAGUUUCUGAAUACUACAGAUCAAAACCAAGACCUCAGCACAACUUGUGAAUCACGUUAACAAUGAGUUCUUUCAUCAAUGAGGUAGGACAGGAUUGCUUUUUCCCCCCUCUAGGAUCAAAUUUCUGGUACUUUGAAAUUGUGUGACACAGUAAGAGGGGAAUGUAAUCUAAACGAAAUGUUAAUGUAAUCUAAAUCAUGUAAUCUAAAAUAAAUUUACAAAGAUCUGUAUUUCAAGAGAGUUUAAAUGUACUAGAAAUUGACAUAAUUGGAAUAUAGUAGUCCCAGAACUUAUUUUUCCAACACAAAUAGGUAGAUCUAUAUAUGUGGUACUGCAAAGAUGAAUGUUGAAAAGAAUAUAAUAGAAUUAACAUGCUUUUGGAAGCUGUAGGUAUAAACUAGUAAAAAAUAUAUACUGUGAAGAAAAAAUUUAAAUAUGUGAAUAGCCUUUUAUUGGCUUAUUUAGUGAUAUCUGAUGUAUAUUAAUACUGUGUGAGUAUUUUUAAAAGAAGUGAGAGGAAAUGGAGCUGCUUGUAUGUGCUAUAAAUUUUAUGAAUUAUUAGUCUUUGGUAAUCUAGUAUAAUGAUAGUAAUAUUUUAUCUGAAAUGGAAUCAGUAAAAAAGGAUAUUUGACUUGUAUAGUCAAAUCUCUUAAUCUUUCUAUUUCUUUUCUUUACAAAAGGAGAGAACUGAAGGAGGGCUGCUCACGAUUUUUUCUAGCUCUAGAAGUUCUAUUGUCCGUUCUCCAUCCCCGAAUUUAAAGUUUUCCAUGAAAAGAUCUUUUAUAGGUUUAUGGUUUCUGAGGCUAGUACUUGAGAAUUACAUGUCUCUUUCUUUUCACAAUAGACAUCAAUAAAAGCAUAUUUACCCAUUGAUUUUUAUUAUACAGCUGGAUAUUUUCCUAUCAACUGAGAUGGAAACUUUUGAGUGAGGUUAAAAUAAGAGGUAGUCAAGCUUGUACUCACCAUUGAAGGAUCCUAUCUUCAUCAUCCCUUAUGGGAACUGUGGUUCCUAUUUUACAAUCCACUUUUCCUUACUCAGAUUUUAUUUUGGGAUUUCCCUUCGAUCUCUAGUCAUACCAUUGUUUUUCAUGACCUUACAUUUUCUCAGGGCAAAAAAAAAAAUCUUUCUGUAUAAUGGCUUGUAGAACUUUCUUCCCCAUUUUCUCCUACCUGGGUAUUUAACAGCAGAUAGUAAUUAUAACAUAUUUAUAUUUAGGUGUGGACAUCGAAACCUUUGAAAAUACAAGGCUUUGGGUAUGCAGAGCAAAUUUAUUGGCAUAGUCAGUGUACUUAGAGGGAAUUCAGGCAUCAAUGGUAUUCUAGAACACCUCAUUUCCUUCUUGAUUUUGUUCCUACCACCUUCCUUAAAAAGAAAGCAUCUCCUAUGACAGAUUACUUUGAGCCAGAUCCCAUGUGGAAUUGAAAUUCCAUUUUUCCAUGUGGAAAGAAAGUACAACCAAGAGCUUCAUGUUCUAGUUUAUAGGCAUAAGCAUGACUGUAACUCAUCUUUGUCACCUAAUUUGAAAUUAGCAAGCAGAAUCCCCCAUGCUGAAAGCUAAUUUCUUUGGAAUUUGUUUUUUGUGCCAUAGUUCCUUUCAUCCUAAGAGUCAAGCCAGAAUCCUCAGAUUUUUCAAACCAAUCUUCAACCUUAUUUCCCUUGGUAAAUAGUUAGUCUUUAAUUUUAUGGUUUGCCAUUUUAGGGGACAGAGGAAAGUAAAAAUUAAAUAAUCUGUGAGUAUUAUUUUUAGGGGAAAAUGAAUAAGGGGAAUAGAAGAUUUAUUUAUUUUAGGUCAUAUUUCAGGCCAUUUUUGAUCAAUUUUUCCCCCUGCUUUUUGACUGAAUUGUAUGUGCAUUUUUUUUUUUUGAAGGAGGAAAAUUAAAUGCCUUUUCUAAAUUAGUUUGCCUGACAUGACUUGAAAAAAAAAUCAUUUCUAAUAGAUCUAGAGAACAUAUAUUAAAUGCCUUAUUUUACAUACUGUAAUAACUUCAAGUCAGGAGAGUCUUGUAUUCAUGUCCUUCUAACUUGUCACCAUGGACAAGUCAUUUGACAUUUUUAUCUGUAAAGUGGUAACAAUCCUUGUUGUGGAAGAAGAUUGAAAAAUAUGUACAAUAAAAUAAUUUUGCUAAUAUAUUCUUUCUUCUAUAAGACUGUAAGCUCUUUGUAGCUGGAAUGUGACUUGUUUCUGUUUUUAUAUCACAGUGACUUAUACAUUUGAUAAAUACUUGCUGAAAGACUAUUACCGAAUCUCAAUUUGAUUUUAAAAGGACUGAAAAGGGUGAUAUAGUACAAUGUACACCUGAAAAGAAUCCUCACUAUAUAACAUUUCCAAAAAGUAGUUAUCUAGUCUUUUCUUAAAGACUUCCAAGGGAAAGCAGCCUGUUCCACUUUUGGAUCACUCUGAUUGUUAGGUGGUUUUUCCUGACAUCAAGCCUUAUUUGGCUCUUUGCAGUUCUGCCUUUUGUAACUUCCUCAUUUUUAAACCAAGGGAAUGAAAUAACACUGGAGAUUAUAAGAUAAAUUAUUAGGCCCUGAUUACAAAUUUUGUGGCUAUAGCAACAUAUACUUUUUGGAAAAGAGAAAUAGUAAAUUAUUUAUGGGUCAUUAUCUCUAAAGUGAGUGGGUGAAGAGAUUUUUAACAUUUACUUUUCAUCCUAUACAAAUUUUAGUCAAAAUUUGAGGGGAAAGUUAAAUGAAUUAGUGGUAAAUUUUGCAUUACAUAAUUUUAAAAGAAAUUUAGUUUUAUUCUCUUUCAAGUCUAUGUGGAAGGCACACAUAUUUAUAUAGGCUAAAACUGUUUUCAUUGCAACUUGAAUUAAUCAUAACUUUGUACAGUCUUUUGGUUUAAGGUACUUUUUCCCCUCAGGAAGUACAAAAAUAAACUUCUGUUUAGCAUGAAUUUUGAGUUAGGUUAAAUUAUUUAGACUUAAUGUCUUUUGGGGAAAAAAACAAACUAAGAUAUGUGGUGGGAUUAUUGAUUUUGGAACCUGUAAUGAUAAUGUGUGUUUGUCUUCCUCCUGUCAAUGAAUUCAAACCAUGGUAUUUAUGUAUAAUCCACAAAAAAGAGUGUUAAUUACUGAUAAUCCUUUUUUUUUUUUUUUUUGGCAAUUUAACAGUGGUAAAUUUUUAUUGCAUAUUUACACUAAUUGGCCUGUGUUCUGGUAUUUUAGAGGUCACUGACUGGAAGUUUUAAAUAAAAUUCUAAUGAAAUAAAAA